Messenger RNA from Pipra filicauda (Wire-tailed manakin), 1526 nucleotides. RefSeq names its product survival of motor neuron protein-like. The transcript is spliced from 9 exons. The coding region runs from base 69 to 899 and encodes 276 amino acids. The record is from RefSeq and is a predicted model, not a curated record. Gene Ontology annotation, cellular component: cytoplasm; nucleus. NCBI's taxonomy places the organism in Eukaryota, Metazoa, Chordata, Aves, Passeriformes, Pipridae. Gene Ontology annotation, biological process: mRNA processing. Gene Ontology annotation, molecular function: RNA binding.
GCCCGGCGCGGGACGCGCGGCCGGAACCGGGGCGCACGCGCGGCCGGAACCGGGGCGCACGCGCGGCCAUGGCGGACGCGGUGCUGUUCCGGCGCGGCACCGGGCAGAGCGACGACUCGGACAUCUGGGACGACACGGCCCUCAUCAAGGCCUACGACAAGGCGGUGGCCUCCUUCAAGAAUGCCUUAAAGAAUGGGGAGUGCUCGGAGCCUUCCGACAAGCAGGAGAAGUGCAUGGCGAUAAAGAGAAAAAACCAUAAAAAGAACAGAAAUAGAAAGAAGAGCAACACAGCGCCUUUGAAACAGUGGAAAGUUGGUGACAGUUGCAUUGCUGUUUGGUCUGAGGAUGGUAGAUGCUACCUGGCAACUAUUGCCUCCAUCAACCAGAAGAGAGGCACGUGUGUUGUUACUUACACGGGAUAUGGAAAUCAGGAGGAGCAGAACCUGUCUGAUAUACUUCCUUCAGCCAGCGAUGAAACAGUAAAUGGGACAGGGAAUUCUGGGGAGAAUGAAAAUGAGACUCCAUAUUCAACAGAUGAGAGUGAAAAAUCUUCCCAGUCACCUCGAAACAAAAACAACUGCACAAAAGCAAGAUUCUCCCCUCAAAACCUGCGAUUUCCUACACCACCACCACCACCACCAGUCCCAGGCCUGGGAAGACCUGGAUCAAAAUGCAAGACACCACCAUCAUUUUUAUCUUGCUGGCCACCACCUUUCCCAGCAGGACCACCGUUGAUUCCUCCUCCACCACCUAUGAGGCCAGACUCUCCUGAGGAUGACGAAGCAUUGGGGAGCAUGUUGAUAGCCUGGUACAUGAGUGGUUAUCACACUGGAUAUUACCUGGGUUUAAAACAAAGUCGAAUGGAAGCAGCACUGGAGAGACAGACGCAUGCGAAAUGACCGAAUGUCAUCGUUGUUCUGAAGGAUUCCAGGUACAAAUCUUUCCCACUGAGAGGUGUAUGUCACUGUAUCACCAACUGAUGGUUGAUGGUGAAGAACAGAAUUCUAUCAAGACAAUUAGUCAUGUUUUCUUAACACUGAGCUGCCCCUGUUAAUGAGUAAAGAAAUACCUUCAGUAACUUCAUUUACUAGUAAGUAAAUGUACAUUGAAAUGAGCCAUUUCUUUAAGCCCUCCAGUCAAAUGUAUUUAGCAAGGACUGCAGCAACAAAGUAUUUUUACUUCCCUUGAGACAAUUUCAAGUUUUCUUACCACAUGAUAGAUUUAACCUUUUUGAUCCCACGUGAUAGAUUUCAUUUACCUCUCAUCCUAACACCUCUUGUAUUCCUCAGACGUUUUGUCUGAAUGACAGCACCAGAACCAUUGAUUAUGGAAUAUUCUUUUACAAAAGAGAGAGCUGUGGCAGGAAUGUGUUACAGUGCCCACUGUAACAGACUGGAAAACUGUACUGUCGUAUUAACAGAGACAUCUUAUGGGUCUGAUUAGAAUCAUGAAUAUGACAGCUUUAUUCAGAAAGACUAAUUUCUUGUUUCAAGUGCUUGUUAAUAAAGUUCUACUUUUCAAACUUU